Molecule: messenger RNA, 2254 nt
Organism: Lagopus muta (rock ptarmigan)
Lineage: Eukaryota; Metazoa; Chordata; Aves; Galliformes; Phasianidae
Gene: NMNAT2
Product: nicotinamide nucleotide adenylyltransferase 2
Exons: 11
Coding region: 89-1012 (307 amino acids)
Biological process (GO): NAD+ biosynthetic process
Cellular component (GO): Golgi apparatus
Molecular function (GO): nicotinamide-nucleotide adenylyltransferase activity; nicotinate-nucleotide adenylyltransferase activity
Source: RefSeq, a predicted model, not a curated record
CCCGGCCCCGCUCCCUCCCUCCUUCCCUCCCGCCGCCGCAGCCGCACCGAGACACAAAAAGCGGCUGGGGCUGGGCCGGGCCGGGACCAUGACGGAGACCACCAAGACCCACGUUAUCCUGCUGUCCUGCGGCACCUUCAAUCCCAUCACCAAGGGCCACAUCCAGAUGUUCGAGAGAGCCCGUGAUUACCUGCACAAGACUGGACGGUUCAUCGUCAUCGGUGGCAUUGUCUCACCUGUGCAUGAUUCCUAUGGGAAGACGGGCCUGGUGUCCAGCCGGCACCGCCUGACCAUGUGCCAGCUGGCUGUGCAAUCUUCCGACUGGAUCCGGGUGGACCCCUGGGAGUGCUACCAGGACACCUGGCAGACCACCUGCAGUGUGCUGGAGCACCACCGUGACCUGAUGAAGAGGGUGACCGGCUGCAUCCUCUCCAAUGUCAACACUCCCUCCAUUACCCCUGUGAUCGGACAGCCCCAGAAUGAAUCUACGCAGCCUAUCUACCAGAACAACAAUGUGUCCAACAAGCCCACCGCAGCAAAGAUCCUGGGGAAGGUAGGAGAAAGCCUGAGUCGGAUCUGCUGCGUUCGCCCACCCAUGGAGCGCUUCACCUUUGUGGAUGAAAAUGCCAACCUGGGGACAGUGAUGAGAUAUGAGGAGAUUGAACUGCGCAUCCUCCUGCUCUGUGGUAGUGACCUGCUGGAAUCCUUCUGCAUCCCUGGCCUCUGGAACGAGUCUGAUAUGGAGGUGAUUGUUGGGGAGUUUGGGAUCGUGGUGGUGCCCCGGGAUGGAGCAGACCCUGAUCGGAUCAUGAACCACUCCUCAAUACUCCGCAAGUACAAAAACAACAUCCUGGUGGUGAAGGACGACUCGAACCACCCCAUGUCGGUCGUCAGCUCCACCAAAAGCAGACUGGCCCUGCAGCACGGGGAUGGACACGUUGUGGAUUACCUCUGCCAGCCUGUCAUCGACUACAUCCUCAAGAGCCAGCUCUACAUCAACACCUCCGGCUAAGUGCCAGAGGCCCUGCAGCAGAACAGCCCUUUCGUCCCACGUCUCUACAGCUCUCCAUCACACUUUUCUCUCUCUUUCUGUGUCUCCAUCUCUCUCCCCACCCCAUGGCCUCUCACUCUCGGCGCUGAUGCUCCGUAGUGCAGCAACAUCCAGGGACUGGCGGCACGGCCCCACGGGGAAUGGUUUGGUCUCUUUUUCUUAUGGGAACUGUCCUCCCCAUUGUAUACGGGGAGGGAGGGGGGCAGAGAUGUUCUCAGUGUGCUCACUGAGGGACAGCUCCAUCCCCCCUCCCAGCAUGUCACUGGGAAAUGGUCGCCCCGGUCCGUCCUCCCAGCAUGCUCAGAGCAGGAGCUUCCUCUUUGCUCAACAAAUCUAAGUGAAUAUUUUUCUUUCUUUUUUUUUUUUUUUUUUUCUUUUUUAAUUAAAUAGUUGUAGUGCAAGCUCCUUAGCUCUCUUGCCACAGUGCCCUGCUUCCCAUGUAAUCCUGGUGGGCAGUGGGCAGGCAUAAUGCAAGUGGUUCUGUGCCCCGCAGAACCUCCUCAGGCCAGCAGUAAGGACACCCCAGCCACCAAAAUCCUCCACUUGGCUCUGACAGGUCAUAAAGAUGGUAUUUCUGAAGGGGCAAGCAGUGCUGCCAAAGCAUAACUUAUCAGGGGAAUGUCACAUCUCACUUCUCCUUGUCUGCAAGCGAACUCAGCCCACUCCAAAGCCAAGGAUAGAUGCUAUACUCCAGCCCCAUGUCAGAAGAGGCAGCCUACAGCCCCUGGGAAGGGAUCCGCCAUUUACAACACCAAGAAGCAAGGAAGGAAGAAGAGGGAAAGAGGUGGCCAGGCGCCACUGAUGAGAAUUGCUCCAGGCCUGGCUCAGCUGUUUAGGGCUGGGCCCGUCCUCAUCCUUAAGCCUCCAGCUCUCCAAUGCUGGCUGUCAAAUUCCCAUUUUUCCUUUCUCUCCUUUCCUCUUCCUGUCUUUGAAAAGUUUAUGCAUGAUAUAUUCACCCUUCCAAACUGGCUUCAGGUACUUCAUACAUCCCUUGGGACAAGCCAGUUUCCUGCCUUCCUGCCUGUGACAAGCCUGGUGGAAGCUGCUCAGCCAGAUGCCAAAAAAUAAGGCAUGUAGCAUGGAGCAAAAGGGAAUAAUUUGAGCCCUGCACAGAUAAGGGUUACUUAAGCAAGCUGCUGUCCUGCUGGGUAUCCCUGGGUGCAAGGAUUUUGCUGGUGGCUCAGCCUCUUGAAAGCUGGCAGC